Bombyx mandarina (wild silkworm) is the source of this 1768-nucleotide messenger RNA. RefSeq names its product deoxyribodipyrimidine photo-lyase photorepair (gene phr). The record is from RefSeq and is a predicted model, not a curated record. Lineage: Eukaryota; Metazoa; Arthropoda; Insecta; Lepidoptera; Bombycidae. Gene Ontology annotation, molecular function: deoxyribodipyrimidine photo-lyase activity. Gene Ontology annotation, biological process: photoreactive repair.
UGUAUUGUAAGUUUGAAAUUAAAUGCUUCAAAUUCCACUUGUAAAUCAAUUUAAUACGGUUUUAAAACGCUAUUCUGUAUUCAAAAUGGCAUCGGCUUCAAAGAAACGCAAAACUUCCAUUCCUAUGGCAUUAGGUAAAAGCAAUGAAAGUACAAGCACCAUUGAAGAGUUUCUGAAAAAACUACAAAAAAAGCGCGAAGAAACGGCUGAGUCUAUUUUGAACUUUGAUUUCAACAAAAAACGCAUUCGAAUAAUAUCUCAAGAACAAAUUAUACCUGACGAUUGCGAUGGUGUUGUAUACUGGAUGUCUAGAGACAGCCGUGUUCAGGAUAAUUGGGCUUUCCUUUUUGCACAAAAACUGGCCUUGAAAAACGAAGUACCGCUUCAUGUAUGUUUUUGUUUAAUUUCGAAGUAUCUGGAUGCGUCCUUGCGACAAUUUCAUUUCCUUGUAAGAGGACUAGAAAAAGUAGCUGCAGAGUGUAAGAAACUAAACAUACAAUUCCAUUUAUUAGAAGGUAGUGGUGCCGAAGUGUUACCUCAAUGGGUAGUAGAUCAUAAUAUUGGUGUGGUUGUGUGUGAUUUCAAUCCACUUAGGGUCCCUAUGGGCUGGUUGGAUGGAGUAAAGGGAAAACUUAGGAAAGAUGUGCCUUUAAUUCAGGUUGAUACUCACAAUGUAGUUCCAUGUUGGGUGGCAUCAGACAAACAGGAGUAUUCUGCAAGGACUAUCAGGAAUAAAAUUAAUUCAAAACUUGAUGAGUUUCUCACCGAAUUCCCCCCAGUUAUAAAACAUCCAUAUUCCAGCAAAUUUGAAGCAGAGCCCAUUGACUGGCAUGAAGCCAUUGAGACGAGAGAAGCAGAUAAAUCAGUUGGUCCUGUUGAUUGGGCUAAGCCUGGUUAUGAUGAAGCUGUGAAAAUGAUGAAAAGUUUUCUUGACAAGAGAUUAAACAUAUAUGCCAGUAAAAGGAAUGACCCAACUCAGGAUGCCUUGAGCAAUCUCUCACCUUGGUUCCACUUUGGUCAAAUAUCAGUACAAAGGGUAGCCUUAUGUGUACAAGAAUACAAAUCAAAAUUUACUGAAAGUGUGAAUGCAUUUCUGGAAGAAGCUAUAGUCAGGCGAGAACUAGCUGACAACUUUUGUUUCUAUUGUGAACAUUACGACAGUGUAAAGGGUGCUAGUGCGUGGGCCCAAAAAACUUUGGAUGAUCACAGAAAAGACAAGAGAACUCACAUUUAUACUCUAGAAAAACUUUCUAAAGGUGAAACUCAUGAUGACUUAUGGAAUUCAGCUCAGCUACAACUUGUUAAAGAAGGCAAAAUGCAUGGCUUUUUAAGAAUGUAUUGGUGUAAGAAAAUAUUGGAAUGGACUCCUACUCCGGAGGAUGCUCUUAAAUAUGGAAUAUAUUUGAACGACCACUAUAGUAUCGAUGGGAGAGAUCCAAGUGGAUUUGUAGGCUGCAUGUGGUCGAUAUGCGGCAUCCACGACCAAGGCUGGGCAGAACGCGCCGUCUUCGGUAAAAUAAGAUACAUGAAUUACGACGGGUGUAAGCGUAAGUUCGACAUCAAAGCCUUCAUUGCCAGGUACGGAGGGAAGGUACACAAAUAUAUACCUAAAAAGUAGGGUAUUUGGACACGUUUUUAUUUAAACGCUUUCUUAUCUGUUCAGUACAAAUUUUUGAAUCUAUUAUAAUAUAUUCAAUUAAUGUGAUUUUUAACUUAAAAGUUGCUCAGAAUUGAGCAAUGCUAUAUUAAGUAAUUUUAAUAAUUUUAC